Durusdinium trenchii is the source of this 2337-nucleotide messenger RNA. The record is from the annotation of a GenBank genome assembly. Lineage: Eukaryota; Dinophyceae; Suessiales; Symbiodiniaceae.
AUGGAUCCCUGGCCACUCUUGCGGGAGCUUCGGUACCGCACCUGUUUGGAAUAUCCCAAUGCCAAGGAACAACGUGAAAUGGAGGAAAGAUACCUGAAGCCUCUGAGGUCCAUGAAAGGCCCUUGGUGGAAGCAGCCAGAGGCCUUGGAGAUCUUAGCCAAGCAACUGGACGAGGUGGGUUUCGUUGUCAUCGAUGACUUUCUGCCGGAGGAAGUGGUGCGGUCUGUGAAGGCGAACAAUAUGAAGCUCUACGAGCAUUCGGAAAUGCAGGAAGGCAAAACAACUGGUGGCAGCGAGAGGGUUGGCAUCGCCCACCGUUGGGAACCCGGCAUCUCUCGCCAUGGUUCGCGCUGCGUACGGCGUGGCUUAGGUGGUGAUGUACUGAAAUGGAUCGGCUACGAUGGGGAGACUGAAGAGAGCUGCUGCGUACGUACCUUUGCGGAACACAUCGAACACGCGAUGACCUGCAUUGCAGAAGCAGCAGAAGACGUGGCACCAAGUGUGGCAAGCGCAGUCUCAAGUGUGCGCUGGCGCUCUGAGACCAUGCUCACAUGUUAUCCAGGGGCAAAUCGAUACUUUCGACAUACGGACAAUUCCAGAGCAUCCAAUUCCUCUGGAAAUGGGCGCUUGCUGACGGCCUUGGUGUAUCUCAAUGUCAUUGCCUUAGCAAGCUUUGCGGCAACUCUGUGGUACUAUGACCGAAAGAACCCAUCGAUCCGAUUGACAGAGGUGGGUGCUACGACUCACUCGGAGGCUCCGCCAAGGGCAGAGGCACAGCAGGAGGAGACACCCACUGAAGCUGCAGAAGCAGAGGUUGAAGCUGAGGAGAGGCUUGCCGAUAAGCUGGAUGACCAACGUGUGGCCAAGCGUGUAGACUUGCGAGGCGAUGAGCUUGGCGAGGCCUUGGAGCAGGCCGGCGAGAACUGGGCCCAGCUGCUGGCGAAGGGCGCAGAUGCAGUGAUUGAAGAGGCUGGUCAGCUAUUCCUGCGCCUUCCCACAGGGGAGUUGCUCAAGAAUGGUGAGAAUGAGCAGUGGAUGCUAGAGCACCACAACAAGCAUUGGAGGGAAGGGUAUGAGUUGAACUACUGGCAGCUCGCCUUAUAUAAGUUUCUCAUUCAAUGCAGGCGCUUGGUCAAGCCUCCCAGUGACUCUACGUCGCAGCGCCUCCAGGUCGAGGUGACUUGGUGCUGUGGGUCCCACCGGAUGACGAAAUGCAAGACCCUUCUUCUGGGAGUUGAUUGGGCCUCAAUCCCUGUGGAGGAGAGCAUACAAGCAAGAACGCAGCAGAUCACCGCGCUCUCCGAUGCACAGCUGACCAGCUUUCCAGGCAGCAUCGACAAUGACGAUGCUCGUUACAUCCGCCAUGUCGACAAUGAGGAUGGAUUGGUUACUUGUACAUUCUAUUUGAACGAAGAUUGGGAUGAGGAGAAGGAUGGUGGUGAGAUCCGCCUGUUCGAGCCGGACCACCAGCGGAUCAAAGCAGACGUUGCUCCAAAGAUGAACCGUCUGGUGAUCUUCUUUAGCGACUCCUCGGUGCCCCACGAGGUGCGGCGCUGCCGCCGCAGCUCGGCGGAAGGGAGUUCGACAGACAUCCGUGGACGGACGGGCAACGUGAAGGCAGCGCGCAUGUGGCCUGAUGGGCCCCCAAAGCUCAAAAGGUAUCCCGGGACACCGUCCAAGAGGUCCAGAGUUGAGGAGCACGUGAAUCCCUUCUACCCGCCGCUCAGGCCACCUACGGUCUUGCCUGGGCCCUUGCCCCCUCCCAAGAGGGCACGGUUUCCGGAUUUUUCAGCCAGGCAGACUGCAGAAGAGCCACCCGACAGCCAGGACACCGUGCUGCGCCAAGUGAUGGCCACAGCGCUUCAAGAGCUCUUGGAUCGUGUCAAGCCGGAUAUGAAGCCCCAGGUGCCGAAGAUGCUUGAGAGCAACCGCCGAAGGGAAUCCGCUGUGCUUCGUGUGGUCUUGGACAAGUACACGCAGAAACUUCCUUUGACGGGUGGAAACGGUUUGUGUUUGAGCAACUUGCUGGAGGAGGUCCUUCAGGCAACUGCGAGCAAACUGAAGCUUUGCAGCCCGAAGCCUCAACAGCCAGCAGAUGUUGACCAAGCCUGCCGGAGCUUCUUGCAAAGAUUGUAUGCUCUCAUCAUUGAAGCUCAGGACGAGGAGGAGAGACUGCAAGCUGAGCAGCUGGCUGAAAGCGCUGUGGCGGACUCACCUGAGCCAGGACCAGAGGCAUGUGCAAAGAGGAAUGAGGGUGCAGCAGCUGCCAGUCCAAAUGCCAAAAGCGAGGCAUCAGAGUGGCCGAGCACGCCAAACACUGCGCAGUACUCAAGGUGA